AUGGUAACCGGUAUCCCUGUACUGAGCGCCGAUUGUCCGACCGGGCCGAGAGAAAUUCUGGCACCCGGUACUGCAGACAUCCGCUAUUCAUUGGCUAAGACAGAGUACACAAGCUUCGGUGUUUUAUUGCCGAUGGUCGAUAAGCCGGGUUGUGAACAAGAAUGGGUUGCUGCCACCACCUUACUGUUAAGUAAAGAAGGGCAGGAACAGGCUACCGCGAUGAAAAUAGCCGCUGCUGCACGAAUGACCGAUUUUAGCAAGGAAAAGAUCAUAGAGCGCUGGAUGAAUGCGAUCAACAGUUUAUAA
This is a messenger RNA of Ostertagia ostertagi, 306 nucleotides long. The record is from the annotation of a GenBank genome assembly. Lineage: Eukaryota; Metazoa; Nematoda; Chromadorea; Rhabditida; Trichostrongylidae.